UUUACGGUCUUGGAGUGCAGCUGUUAAAACUUAAAGUUGCCAAGCUUACUUUUUCAUCUAAUAAGAAAUGUGUUGCAAAAUGCCACAAAAAAUCUUCUGAUCUGCAGGAAGAAUCGUUCAGGUGUGAGUGAGACUGCAGAUAUAGACACCAGAUUACUCUAUAAUACCAGUGGACUCUUCCAGGACCAGGUUCCUCGUCCUGGAUCAUUUCUGGUUUCUUGGCUCAUCAGUGUCCAUGGAUUCAUCUCUCUAUUUACAGCACCGAUUGCCUGAACUGCUGUAGCUGCACAUCUGGCUUGCAAUCAGAAAAACGUUAGAUUUUUAGUGUUUGUAAGCCACAAUACGUGUCAUACAAAGUGGUGGUCUUGUUAGCGUGAAUUCGCGCAGGCGCAAAGUCGGCGCGCAAAAGUCAGUCAAGUUCAAUUGGGCAUGAAAAGCAACCUGCAGCCGAGGACUGUUUCACAGUUUCAGAUGUGUGUGAGUCUGCAUCCAAACCGCACACUACUGUAUCAAAUAGUGUGUCAAAAUAGCACAGCAGCUCCAGUGGCUACAUCCAAAACCGCGUAAUACCGUCCUACAGAGGUCAGAAAUCUGACAUGGUAUUUAGUUUAGUAGUAGCGUUUUUUGGCCGCAGCUCCUGUACCUGUGGCUGGGCUGCAUCCUCCUGUAAAGCCGCUGACUUUUGAAUCCUCCCUCGCAGCUUUCUUUCUGGACUCAUGCAGGCUGAUCAGAGCUCCGCGCAGUGGACAAUCAGCUGCAACGCAAAAAAGAUGCCCGCACUGUACUCGCGAGACAGCCACGGAGUUCAGCGCGGGGAAAGCGCGCGCUGAUCAGCCCUAUCAACAAACUGCAACAGAGAAGUAGAUAAAAGAGAAGAAGAUGCCGUUUUGCAAGCGCAUCAUUGCGCCAAAGGACGUGUGCAAAAGCGCGCUGAGGAGCGGCGGAGCCUCGUUCACGGACUUGGCGGACGUGUGCGGCUUCAGCCUGUGCUCCAUCCUCAGACAGCUCUCCGAUCUGUGCAGGCAGUCAGUCAGCAUCCUGGAGGAACUCGAAGGAGAAAUCGCGUCCAUUUGCCAUCGCUCGGGAACAUUGGAGAGCAAAGUUAUCAGCUUGCAAAGACACGUCUCGGCACUCGCAGCCAGCAAACCACCGCUGAAAACCACCACCAACUUGGACUCGGAGAGCAAGCGAACGGCCCACUUCCAAUCGUCAUGGCAACAGCAUGUGAAUGUGUUUGGCUCGUGGAGUAGGCCGGAGUGUGUGCAGGAGCUGCACCAAGAGGCUCAGCUCAACCUCCAGAGCCUGCUGCAAGACUUUGAGGAGCAGCUGUAUGAUAACAGGGUAACUGGGCAGACAUUCCGGCACCCUUCCUCUCAGAGCUCAGAGGACACCUCCACCACGCUCAGCCGCUCGCCUUCAUCACUCAACAAGAAAACAGAGUUUGUCUUCCUGCCUGCAAAUAAACAGGUGUGUGAGGAUGAGACAACGUCAUUAGGGAUCCGGGCUCAGGACCCGGGUGCUUGUGGCUCAGACCGCUCUUUCCUGGGCUGGAAUUCUUCAGUAGGGCCCCCAGUUGCUGAAAAACCUCGCUGGCACCUGAGUCGACAUUCCUCUGCACACCUCGUACCUAUCGAUGUUACAGGCCAGAGCUUUGAUAAGCACGCCAGCGAACUCCAGGCCCCCUUUAGAACUGAAAAGGCGGUUAACCCAAAGACCAUCCGCCGCCCAAGGAGUGUGAUCGCAGGCCCUGAUGUCACGCUACACUGCCAAGGUGAUGGCAAGAUUCUUGCUGUUGAUCUGAUACAAGGUGCCUGUUCUCCUGACUCCUCCCAGCCGAGAUCUCUGGAACCCACCACAGAGAAUACAGGCGAGCAGCACAUACCCUUACGGAAAACUCAGAGUGACAGAGAGCACAGUGUCCCCCCAUCCCCCAAAGCUCCCUCAGGCAUGAUGGACCAUGCCACUCUUAUGUGCCCCAGCUCUUCUUGGAAUGGCCCAAAGGGUUCCACCUUCUCUCCCUCCUGGAAUGACUCCUACAACUAUGCCCUGACCCCAAACCCUGUUGCCAAGCAGCCUUUGUCCAAACCUGGAACAUUAGACUCUGGUGGAGGUGGCCUCAUGUGCCCUUCCCAAACCAGCUCUGUCAUGUCCAUGAGCUCUGUGUCACACUCUAGCUCCUUCACUUUCAUCUCAGAACCUUCUGCACAUAGGACAAAUAUAGUCACACAUGAACAUGCAAUUAAAGGAAAAAGAAAUGAGACUGGGGGUGCAGCAUCCAGUCCAGCUGCUGGUAAUGGCCACAACAAAUGUGAGCAAGAAAAGAGAUCAUCGCGAGCCAAUGCUUUUAAAUUCCGUGAACGCUCCCUUUCAACACCAACAGAUUCUGGAUCUCUCUGCUCAACAGACAAUAUAUGCUGUCCAGGAGAUACAGUGCCUGUAGUCCGAGAAGGUGAGAGCUAUGCCUUGCUGUACCCUAGCAAUAGCUCUGAGGACAACACCAGCACUGACACUGUGUCUGUAACAACAGGGUCUGACUUUUUCCCAGUGAGCAGACUGAGGUCACGAUCACGAAGCAUCUCACUAAAGAAGCCCAAAAAGAAACCACCACCUCCUGUACGCAGUGUGUCCCUAGUAAAGAACUUGUCAGCCAUUGGUGGGAUGGGCUCACACCAUGGUGAAGGACAUAUCAGAGACGGUAGGCCUAAGAGCCUUUUCAUACCACGAGAUCAUAAUUUCCAGGAUUCAUUCCGGCCUGAGUUUCUUAUGGCAUCUAAACCAGAUGAGGAGACACACAGCAGUUUGGAGACAGCUUCUGAUACAUCUCAGCCCCCUGAAAAAGAAGCUGACCUAGCUUUCCCUCCUCACUGGCAGCUCAGUGAGUGGAAGUCCAACAAUGACCCUUAUCGUUCAUUAUCAGGGUCCAGCACUGCUACAGGUACAACAGUAAUUGAAUGCAUUAAAGUGCGUGGAAGCUCAGAAUCCCUAAAUUCACCAUCAAACUCUCGCGCUACUUCCCCUUCCCCACUUUCCAUUGAAGCAGAGACUAAGGUCUCUCCAUUUAAGCCUCCAUGUCUCAUGUCACCCUCAAGUGGAUACUCUAGUCAGUCUGAGACUCCGACCCCAACUAUUACAAACUCUGCCAUCACUGGACUCACCCCAACAGGGUGCAAGAUGCGUCCAAAGAUCCCAGAGAGGAAGUCCUCACUUCCAGCCACUUCACCAAAAGACAAAUCUCAGGCUCGUCUCUCUUUUGAGUUACCUGUGAAUUCCCCAGUAGACUUGUCUUCUGUCAAGCCCAAACCUAAAGCUAACCGGAGGCACUCAGACACAUCUACCAGCAGCAAACCAGGAAAAUCGAGUCAGUCAUCGCAACCCAUGGUUACCACAACAGAUCUGCGAAAUAUCAGACUCCGUUCAGUAAGCCGCUCAGAACUUGAAGACAGUCCUGAUGGUUCAUCUGAUAUUAUAGAGGAGGAGCAAGGACGUGAUAUUAGCCCUCCUACCACUCCAUGUAGCUCUAAGCCACCCAAACCACCAGUUGCGGUAAAGCCACCACUCCCCAAACGACCAAUGAACUUAAUGCUGAAGUCUCCCUCAUCAUCUCCCCAUGCUCAGGAAUCUCCGCCAGCCUCCCCAAUAGACCGACCAAUGCCUGUAGCCAACAUCUACAUGGUGGUCAGGAAGCCUAAACCUAAGAGGCCAUCCCAAUCAUCAGUCAGUCCAUCUGCAGUUACACCUCAAGAGCAUGUGCCAAGACAUCCACCCCCACUACCUGAGCUUGACCUAGAACAUGGGAUUCCAAUUGAGGAGGAUUAUAACUUUCCUAGCAGUCCAGAGAAAGAGGACAUAGGCAAGACCUUUCGUAGUCAAAGUCCAAUUUCCUGCAUAGCUGAAUUGGACAAGAAGAAACCCAAGGUACCACCACCGGUACCCAAAAAGCCAAAUGUUCUUCUCUUACCUUCUCCUACCGUCCAGACACCAAGCAAUGACUUUACAGAAAAGCAAAGCCUCCUAUUUGAAAGUGGUUCUCAGUCACCUCUAGGCCCACCACCAUCUGAAGCUGAGGAAGCUUCUUAUAACAAAGAUGACCAAGAAAUAUCUGCUAACAAAGAGAUUCCAGAAACUUGUGAGAGCGAUGUACAACUUGAAAAUCAAGGUAACCUGGAGGUCCUUGGAAAUGAAGAAAACCACGAUACACCAGAGGAUGGAACCCCUAAGGAUAUUGGAUCUAUUCCAGAUGUGGACAUGAAGGCAUUCACUUCAGAAAUAAUGUCAGAAGCUUCACUGGAGGAAAACAGCUCUGUCAAAGAUAAGCCAGAAUUGCACAUCACUGAAGAAACAGAUGAUGAUGUGCUUGUGCACACACCUACCACCCAUACAACUGAAGACCUUUUCACCAUCAUACACAGAUCUAAGCGAAAAGUCCUUGGCCGUAAGGAGCCAGCAUUUGGCAGUCGUCAGAGCCUUGUGUCACCUGUGAAAAGCAGCAGCAGUGACAUCCGAACAAUGACAUUGGGCAGCACUCCAAGGUCAAAUUCUCGGAAUGAGAACUUCAUGGCUCUUCUACAGAAGAAGGGCAACAAAUCAAGCAGUGGAACACGGGUCUCUGCCAUGGAACUGCUGAAGAGCACAAACCCUUUGGCUCGCCGUGUCACUGAGUUUUCUCAGUCAGAUCUGGAUGCUGCUGGAACUGACCCAUCUAAAAUGGCUCUACCAGACCAGUGAUUCCACUUGUAGAGAACCAAAUGUUAUGGCUGAUUUUCAGUUAGUGCUCCACUGCACAUCUAAAUGGUUUUACUUCCCAGGAUCUUGCACCGUCUGAAGUGAGGUUGUUUAAUACCAUGGGUCUCACCUUUUUGUCAUGUUACUGUGGAGUGCUGUCCAUAUCAAAGGAAAGGAACCUAAUGUUGAUGUGAGGUUCAGAAAUAGUUGGGUUAGCAUUGUAUUUUACCACUGAGAAUGUGUUAUAUUAACUCCUCUGUGGAAAUACACAAUCGGUACAAAGGAUCAGGAACCUUUGUAUGUUCUCAAAUUUGCCAGAGCCCACCUUUAACAUGCAAAAUUAUUGCAAGUCUAGGCAAGACAAAACAAAUGUAUACACACAACAAGCAUGAUUAUCCUAUACAGAAAGAGAAACAUUCCAUAUAGAAAAUGUAAAACAAGUUCCCUUAAAAAGCACUUUUUAUUACAAAAGUAGUUUACAGAUAAACUAUUUGUUGCUUUUGUUUAUUUCCAAAAAUAUAUAUGAAAGCUCCUGUUUAGCCUCCUGGGUUUUUUAUUUAACCCAGAAUAAAACUAUAAAUAUACAAUAUUUAAGUGUACAUUUAGAAUUUUUAUGCCUUUCCUUUAAACUGCCUAUUUUCGGCAAGUUUACAACAAACAGACUAAAGUCACAAAAUGGAUAACCUUCAUGCAAUAUACUUAAUCUGAAUCUAAAUUAUAGAUCUUCCCUCACUGCCAGUAGUGGUAUACAGUGGGUUGUAGUGUUGUGUACGUGUAGCACAUACACACAGUGAAAAACCAAAACCACCACAGAGCAGAUCAUGUGAACAGUACCAAAUGAAAGUAAAUAGGAGCUAGAAACAAAACUAAACUAAAAAAAAGAGAGAGAAAUGAUCAAUGGCUAUAGACAGACGGAUUCAAAUCCUCUUAAUGGGGUGUUUAAUCCUGGCUGUCUGGUAUGGAGAACCUGUCAGGGGUUUCUUGUUCUGGCUACUGAAUGCAGAGUCUGCACUGUUUAACACUCAAGGAACCACAGAAGGGAUUUGCCAAGGAUUAAGAAUGGUAAAGAAGUUCUUAUCGUCACCUCCAUAUCCUUUUGACCAGAAGUGUGGGAGAUGUGGUCCUGUAGACUGCUAUAAUCACCACAUACCCAGAUUUAAAGCUGCAGCUACAAUGUGUUUCUGAACAUUUUAUAUAUGUCCACAUUGUAUUUGUCACUCAUUAUAUGAUCAUUUCAUACUAUGCAUCAAGGCUGGAUGUGCUGCUUCUGUGCCAGUUCUGUGGCAAAAUAGCAGUGAAUGCCUAUGAAUGUCAGGAAGAGGGAACAAAGCUCAACAGUUUACUUUAGUUUUCGGUUUAUUGGUUGGGUUUUUUUUUGUAUAGUCACCGCCCAUAUCACUGCAGAAUAGAAAAUUUAUUUCUAUGUUAUAAUGCAUAGACAGAGACUAUCAUGUAAAACGUUUGGAGACAAAAAAGAAUCAUUUGGUAAGCAAAGAAUUUUCUCACAAAGACUACUUGUUCCUUCCCAUUCCUUUAAAAUAUUUCUCCCACAUGUGACUGUGCUUCUCUGACUCACAAUCAGAAUCAAGAAACCUGGUGCUAUUGAGCCAGAGCACCCCCUGCAGUCCAGGAGGGGAAGCACACCUGGCAAAAAUCUGUUCUGACUCCUUCAGGUAUUCUGAUAGCAUCUAAAUAUAACAAAGAAUAUAAAGUAUUACAUUAAAAUAGUGAGUGAAGCUUGUUUUCAGUAUUUAGUGAAUGAAAAAAAAAGACAACCUGUGUUUGUUUGCCUUGUACUCUGGCGUCAAGCCUGUGUUUUUAAAUGCCUUGGUAAUGCACUUCUAUAGAAAUAUCCAGAGUUUCUUUUAGUCUUUUUAUGAAUACUACUCUAACGGUCAUCAUACUCUUGUGUACUCUGUGCUGCAUCCAUUUUUAGUCAAUAAUAGUAUCAAAAUUCCCAGAGGAAGGUGGAGAGGGAGCAAGAUAGUCAAAAUGCCUAGAUAUACAAAGUAUGUGGGGGGAAAACAGACUGUUAGAAGUCACUGAGAGUUUUUCACAGAAAUCUAAAAAGACACAGACCAGUAUGAUACACUGACCUACAGUAUAGUAGAUUUCUUUAUGUGACAACCUACAGUGAAAACAUAUUCUUGCUUCUGUAUUCAUCCUCCUUUCUCCCUCCAUCUUACCUAUUUGCAUAAAGACGCCAACAAGAGCUCAUGUUUGUACACAGAGGAGAGAUGAAUCUCAAAAACACAGUAAACAUCAAUAAUCUAGUAAACAUUAAUACCUAUUCAGGCCCUCCACGGUCUAGUUUCCCAAAAGCAUUGUGCUUAGGAUCAGCAACUAUUGCUCAAAAUGUUUAAAGUGAUGCUCUUGAUCUACCUUAAAACAUAUUUGGUAACCAAUUUAAAAUUUAAAAUGCCUGCACCUUCCUCUAUGCCUAAAAAGUUCAGCACGACAAAUGACUUAAUGCCAAUGUUAAAUUCUGUAUAUAUACAUAUAAUUAUUAAAACUUUGUCAAUUUUAUCACAGAGAUAACUAUAACAGAGGAUUAUUAAGGCUAUUAAAGAUCAGCUUAGAGUAUGCUGACUCUCUUUUAAAAAAAAGCUUUAAUUUCCCCUUGUCCAUGGGACAAAAAAAAGUUGGGUGGGAAAGAAAGAAAGUACUGGGAAUUAUAUUUUUGUUAUUUUAUCAUUGGAAAGACGUAUAUAAAAAUUCUGAAUAUUAUGAGCCUCCCUCUCCAGCAGUAAGGAUAUGUAGCUGUGAGCUCUUCAAGCAGCUAUGUCUUGCCUAUGUGCUAAAAAAAAGUUACAUAAAUAAAUUAUUUUUCUUGCUUAAA
Molecule: messenger RNA, 7561 nt
Organism: Hemibagrus wyckioides
Lineage: Eukaryota; Metazoa; Chordata; Actinopteri; Siluriformes; Bagridae
Gene: nhsl2
Product: NHS-like 2
Exons: 8
Coding region: 880-4725 (1281 amino acids)
Biological process (GO): cell differentiation
Source: RefSeq, a predicted model, not a curated record